CUGGGCCCCGCACGCACAGCCAAUGGCCGCCCGGGGCAAGCCCCCUUUGUAAUUCUGUGGGACGCCCAGCUCGCAGAAGUCGCAACGCUGGCGCCGGGUCCCUGGCGUCCUCAGGGACCCCGCCCCGCCCCCCCUCUAGCGCAGCCCAGCCACCGGUGGGGUUCGGCGCGCUGACGUGGGCGGAUCAAAGCGGCCGCCCGUGCCUUAUAAAGCCUUCCCGGAGGCCGGCGCCGGAGAGCGGGAGGAGCGGGCGAGCGCACGGCCUGGGAGCCCAGCGCAGCGGAGAACCCUCCGAGUGCGCGCCGGAGCGUGCGCGCGGCACUGGAGCCGGCUGCAGCUUGCCAGGCUGCCCGGCUGCCCGGCGUCCUGCUCCUACCGCCAGCCCAGCCGAGUGCGCUCGAGCCCCUGGAGAGUCGAGCUGGUGGCUCUCGGGCCGGCCGGCGGAACAAGGCGCGCAGGACGAACUCUCAGAGAAGUGAGCGGUGGUCACCGGAACGGGCAGACGCUUGAGAAGACCCGGGAGGGCUGGGAACGCCGAGGGGUCAGCGCUUCUUGCACCCCCCGCGACUCCUCGGGGCACCCAUUCCCGGGCGGUGUGCGCGCGGGACCGACUCGGGCGGCGCGGCGGCUGCAGGCUGCGAGCCCGGCGCCCGGCGCGCAACCAUGAGGGCGAGGCCGCAGGUCUGCGAGGCGCUGCUCUUCGCCCUGGCUCUCCACACCGGCGUGUGCUACGGCAUCAAGUGGCUGGCGCUGUCCAAGACGCCAGCGGCCUUGGCACUGAACCAGACGCAGCACUGUAAGCAGCUGGAGGGCCUGGUGUCGGCGCAGGUGCAACUGUGCCGCAGCAACCUGGAGCUCAUGCACACAGUGGUGCGUGCGGCCCGUGAGGUCAUGAAGGCCUGCCGCAGGGCCUUUGCUGACAUGCGCUGGAACUGCUCCUCCAUUGAGCUUGCCCCCAACUACCUGCUUGACCUGGAGAGAGGGACCCGGGAGUCGGCCUUCGUGUAUGCAUUGUCAGCGGCCGCCAUCAGCCAUGCCAUCGCCCGGGCCUGCACCUCUGGCGACCUGCCCGGCUGCUCAUGCGGCCCCGUCCCAGGUGAGCCACCCGGGCCCGGGAACCGCUGGGGAGGAUGUGCGGACAACCUCAGCUACGGGCUCCUCAUGGGGGCCAAGUUUUCCGAUGCUCCUAUGAAGGUGAAAAAAACAGGAUCCCAAGCCAAUAAACUGAUGCGUCUACACAACAGUGAAGUGGGGAGACAGGCUCUGCGUGCCUCUCUGGAAAUGAAGUGUAAGUGCCACGGGGUGUCGGGCUCCUGCUCCAUCCGCACCUGCUGGAAGGGGCUACAGGAGCUGCGGGAUGUGGCUGCUGACCUCAAGAGCCGCUACCUGUCGGCCACCAAGGUGGUACACAGACCCAUGGGCACCCGCAAGCACCUGGUGCCCAAGGACCUGGAUAUUCGCCCCGUGAAGGACUCGGAGCUUGUCUACCUGCAGAGCUCGCCUGACUUCUGCAUGAAGAACGAGAAGGUGGGCUCACACGGGACGCAAGACAGGCAGUGCAACAAAACAUCAAAUGGCAGUGACAGCUGCGAUCUCAUGUGCUGUGGGCGCGGCUACAACCCCUACACAGAUCGCGUGGUUGAGCGGUGCCACUGCAAGUACCACUGGUGUUGCUACGUGACGUGUCGCCGCUGUGAGCGCACUGUGGAGCGCUAUGUGUGCAAAUGAGGCCUGCCCAUGCCUGUGCCCACGGGAGCCCGUGCCCGCUCCUUGCACCCACGCUGGGCAGCUGGGGCCAGUCCCUCUCUGCCCCAAGGUGCCCCGCCCCAAGGAUUCUCGCGUGUGAAUUCCAGAUGCCACACGGGCGCCCGGGAAUGUGGUUCAGCCUCUCCUUGGAAGUCACCAGUGACUGGAAGCCUGGCCACGCUGGAAGGAGGGCCUGGACAUCAAAGGAUGCCGCUGGGAUUAAAAAUAACCUGGAGUGCCCACGUGCCGCCUUGCAGGCUGAUCUGAGAAGACAGGCCCAAUACCUGUGAGACGGGGACGGACUUGACCUUCCAGAACCAGGCAGAGGAUCUAGGGAAGGCAUGGGUGUGCACAGCACCCUGUCCCCCCAGCCUGCUGGGCCCACCACAUGGAACCACUAGCUUGGGUUGUACAUUUUUUUUUUCCUUUUCUUCCUCUGGGAUGUGGGAGCUACGGAAAUAUUUAUAAAUCGUUGCUUUUUCUUUGGGGUGGCUUGGCCUCAAUUCCUCUUUAUAUAUUUUAUAUGUGUAUAUAAAUAUAUAAAUAUA
Molecule: messenger RNA, 2294 nt
Organism: Ochotona princeps (American pika)
Lineage: Eukaryota; Metazoa; Chordata; Mammalia; Lagomorpha; Ochotonidae
Gene: WNT11
Product: Wnt family member 11
Exons: 6
Coding region: 664-1728 (354 amino acids)
Biological process (GO): canonical Wnt signaling pathway; neuron differentiation; cell fate commitment
Cellular component (GO): extracellular region
Molecular function (GO): cytokine activity; frizzled binding
Source: RefSeq, a predicted model, not a curated record